CUUCCAGUCACCAUUCUUGAUUUUGCGACAGGACACACCUAUCAACAAAAUGAAAGGGGGAAUUGUUAUUAUCUUGGCUUCCGUCGUCGCCCUUAUAGGCCUAGCAAGCAGUCAGGUGAACUCCCAGAACACUGAAUUGAUCUUUGUGACCGAUGUAGACAGCGAGAACAAGAUUUAUGUUGCAAAUCUACGAGAUGACCUAGUCUUCACUUCUAUACCAUCCACUAAAGAACCACGUUAUAUUACAUAUGACUCCGUGGAGGAGAAGAUCUACUGGACUGACAAGGAUACAAAACGAGUUUAUCGUGCUGAUGUGGAUGGUGGAAACAGGGAGGUGGUCACUUCUCAAAGCGGUGAUGAACUACGAGGAAUUGCUAUUGCAGAGAGAUCUCGCACCCUCUACACCGCGAAUAAAAGUCCGAAGAAAAUUACAUCGGUAUCGAUUGUACCAGGAAGCUCGUUUCCUAGGGCUGAGACGGACUUUACAUCCGAGUUAUCUGAAGAGCUAUAUUCCUUAGAAGUGGAUGAAGAGAAAGGAUUCUUGUAUUGGUCACUGAAAUACAAAAUCCAGCGCAAACGACUCGAUGGAUCUGGAGGCACGGAGACUAUAUACAGGAACAAUGAUCUAUCCGAAAUCACUGGAUUGAGCAUUGAUCUCACCCGAGAUCCACGACGCAUAUUUUUCUGUGACUUUGGUAAGAAACGAUCUUACUACAAGGACGUAAACCAAUCUCCCUCAACGGCUCAGGAUCUCACAAACUACAUGAAUGACCCUGACAUCAGUGGCGAAAAAGAGCGAGAAAAACUGAUUGAUAUAAGCUACUUCGAUGGCACCCUCUACUGGACGAAGGAAGACGAUCCCAAUGGCAUCGCUGUAAUGACUAAUUACGAUCAAAGCAGCCGAUCAUUCGACAUCAAAGAAACCAGUGAGAUUAACAAGCCCUAUCAAUUGCUCAUCAUUAACGUAAAUCCAUGAUCAAUAUUUGAGAGCCCGGGGUGUAUUAUUUAUUUGAUUCAAUGUUAUAAACAUUGUCAUAUCAGAUAUGACUGGUAAACCACCGCCAACAAAAAACAGCCGCGUUUUGGGGGGUAAUUGUCCUUGGGGGGUAA
Messenger RNA from Strongylocentrotus purpuratus (purple sea urchin), 1110 nucleotides. Its product is annotated as low-density lipoprotein receptor-related protein 4-like. The record is from RefSeq and is a predicted model, not a curated record. NCBI's taxonomy places the organism in Eukaryota, Metazoa, Echinodermata, Echinoidea, Camarodonta, Strongylocentrotidae. The transcript has 6 exons. The coding region runs from base 50 to 976 and encodes 308 amino acids.